Messenger RNA from Rhododendron vialii, 2777 nucleotides. RefSeq lists its product as uncharacterized. Gene Ontology annotation, molecular function: protein binding; zinc ion binding. The record is from RefSeq and is a predicted model, not a curated record. NCBI's taxonomy places the organism in Eukaryota, Viridiplantae, Streptophyta, Magnoliopsida, Ericales, Ericaceae. The transcript has 4 exons. The coding region runs from base 259 to 2556 and encodes 765 amino acids.
CUUGUGAAUAAGUUUAUCUAAGAAGGGAGCAAUUUGUGACAUGGAUAAAAUGCUAGGGUUUUCUUAGCAAUCGUCGCCGAAUAUAUCCAAUUUCUACACGAUCAGGACCAGCCAAAAACCGAGCAGGUAGUUCUCAGUACGUGGUUGGUAUCCUUCAAAGCCGUUGCUUGUGAAAAUUACAGUUUGUUGCCCCCCUUAGGGCAUAUUGGUUCUCAUUCGUUGAACUUCAAGUAGUUUUGUUUGCGUAAAGGUCACCGUAUGGCCACAAAGAAACUUAUAGCUAUUUGUCAAUCUGGGGGUGAGUUUGAGACCAAUAUAGACGGGUCUUUGUCAUACAAUGGCGGGGAGGCCUAUGCACUGGACCUUGAUCAACAAAUGCAGUUAAGUGACUUCAAGCAGGAACUAGCUGAAACAUUUCAUUGCAGUGUUGACGGCAUGUUGAUCAAGUAUUUCCUCCCCGGAAACAAAAAGACUCUUAUUACAAUAUCCAAGGACAAGGACUUCAAGCGCAUGGUGAACUUCUUUGGGGAUUCUGACCAGGUGGAGGUAUUUAUCAUGGCAGAUGGAGUUGUUGCUCAAAAUGUAUCAAACAUGCCUGUUAGCAGGUCGAGCAGGACAACUGUUUCAGAAGCAAUGGUUCUUGUUGAUGUCCCUGUUGAUACAAUGAGUGCUGAUGACCCAAUCGAUAUGGACGCACCUAUUGAGACAAGCCCAACUAAUGCUCUUGCCGAUAUUAUUGGUGACAAUUAUUGUAGAGCUGCAAGUCAGUGGGAGAAUGCGAUCACUGGGGUGGACCAAAUAUUUUGUAGUUUUGCAGAAUUUCGUGAAGCUUUGCGUAAAUACUCAAUUGCACAUGGAUUUGCUUACAAGUAUAAGAAAAACGAUAGUCAUCGAGUAACCGCCAAAUGCAAAUCAGAUGGUUGUCCGUGGCGGAUAUAUGCAUCCAGAUCAGCCACUACCCAGAUAAUCUGUAUUAAAACAAUGAGACCGACACAUACAUGCGAAGGAGCUGCUGUAAAAGCUGGGUAUCAGUCGACAAGGGGCUUGGUGGGAAGUAUCAUAAAGGAGAAGUUGAAAGUUUCUCCAAACUACAAGCCAAAGGAUAUUGCCACCUACAUCAAACGGGAGUAUGGGAUUCAACUGAACUACACUCAGGCGUGGCGUGCAAAGGAGUCGGCGAGGGAGCAACUUCAGGGUUCAUAUAAAGAGGCAUACAGUCAGUUACCAUAUUUUUGUGAAAGGAUUAUGGAGACUAACCCAGGUAGUAUUGCUACAUUUGCCACAAAGGAGGAUUCGAGUUUUCAUCGUCUCUUUAUAUCAUUUUGUGCUUCAAUGUCUGGUUUCCAGCAAGGUUGCCGGCCUCUCCUUUUUCUUGACAGCACCCCCCUGUAUUCCAAGUACCAAGGGACCUUAUUAGCUGCAACAGCUGCAGAUGGGAAUGAUGGUGUGUUUCCAGUAGCUUUUGCUGUAGUAGACGAGGAAACUGAUGACAACUGGCAUUGGUUUCUAUUGGAGUUGAAAUCUGCAGUAUCAACCUCUCGACCGAUUACAUUUGUUGCAGAUUUCCAGCAGGGCUUCAGAGAUUCAUUGCAUGCAAUUUUUGACAAUUGCCAACAUGGUUAUUGUCUGCGCUAUCUUGCUGAGAAACUUGAUAAAGAUUUGAAAGGGCAGUUUUCCCAUGAAGCAAGACGCCUCAUGGUUCAAGACUUUUAUGCUGCUGCUUAUGCAACUAAAACUGAAGCUUUUGAACGUUGCACUGAAAACAUAAAAGCUAUCUCGCCUGAAGCUUACGAUUGGGUCAUACAAAGUGAGCCUGAACACUGGGCAAAUGUGUUUUUUGGGGGGGCAAGAUAUAAUCAUAUGACGUCUAACUUUGGAGAACUGUUUUACAGUUGGGUAUCAGAGGCAAUUGAGUUGCCAAUAACUCAGAUGGUUGAUGUGUUACGAGGGAAGAUGAUGGAGUUGUUUUACACCCGGCGGGUUGAUUCCAAUCAAUGGGAAACAAGGCUGACACCAUCUAUGGAGGAAAGGCUACAAAAUGAGACUUCGAAAUCACGUUCGCUUCAAGUGUUACACUCGCAUGACAGCAUAUUUGAAGUUCGUGGAGAAUCUGUUGAUCUAGUGAACAUCGAUCAUUGGGACUGUAGCUGCAAAGGAUGGCAGAUUACUGGAUUGCCUUGCUGCCAUGCUAUUGCUGUUUUUGAAAGGCUUGGUAGGAGUGCAUAUGAUUAUUGCUUGCAGUACUUCUCAACUGAGAGUUACCGCCUUGCAUAUGCGGAAUCAAUUCUCCCUGUACCAAAUGUAGAAAAAUCAGUGGAGAGUCAACUGACAGAGGCGGCAGUUACUGUAACUCCACCAGUUAAACGUCCAGCAGGCAGGCCAAAGAUGAAGCAGACUGGAUCUGUAGUAAUAAUCAAACGCCAACUCCAGUGUAGCAGUUGCAAGGGCCUUGGCCACAAUAAGAGGAAAUGCAAGUAUGUGUACGCCUGCAAGGCACUAGAGAGUGAUGCAUCAGAUUCUUUAGCCUUGGCAAGUCCGACAAGCUACAUGACCUAAGGGAAACACAUGAUAUUUGGUGCCUUCUCUUCGGAUUUGGUACUUAUUCUCACUUAUUGUUUCCUUUUCCUAGACGUGAGCUAUGCUUACCUGUGAACUAUUUUGUAACAGAGACACUCUUGUCAGAUUUCUUCCUAUGAUUCUUCUAGCUGCUGUUCGAUAGAAAUCAUGCCUUGGUCAAUUUCUUUCGACUAUAAUACCGUGAACUGUUGACCUUUUUA